AUGGCAAAGAAAAAAGGCAAGAAGAACGUACAGAAACAGGCCGAGAUCACACCCCCACCAGGCAGCCCCGACGCGACGCCAGCACCUGUUGAGGAGGAGCCUGUUCCUGAUGUCACCGAGGCUACACAGCUGGAGCCAGAGACACCUGCUGUCGAUUCGACACCAGACGAACAACCGGAAUCAACUACAGCGGAGGCGAAUAUCGACGAGGCGGUAGAGGGGCCCACUUCUCAACCAGCCACUCAAGAAACACAGGAUCUCGAGGUCCCGUCAUCUGAAGACCAGGACCUGGCUGAGUUGAGCUCUCCGAAAGAGGAAGAGCCAAUCACAGAACCCGUUACAGACGUCGAGACUCCUGCUGUGGAGGAAGCUGAAAACGACUUCACCGUUGCAGACGAGCCGGAAGAGGCAGUAGCCGAGGCUACUGCGGAGCCAGUCGAGCAACAUGAAGAGGUAGCAGAUGAAAUCGCUGAGACGAUACCAGAAGCCGAGGCUCCAGUUGAGACACAGACGGUUGAUGAGGCUCCAGUUGAGACACAGACGGUUAAUGAGGCUCCAGUUGAGACACAGACGGUUGAUGAGCCUCAAGUCGAGAUCGAACCCGAGGUUGAACCCGAGGUCGUCAGUGCACCAGAGGAAGAGCUUCCCGUGCCGCCUUCGGAACCACCUGUAGUGGAAGAGCAAAGCUUAGCAGCCGAGCAUGAGGCCGCGCACGAUGAUGGCGCCCCCUCUCAGACGGAAUCUGUCGCAGAAGCAUCUCCUGACUCGCCACCGGUGGUAGAAGAGCCACAGGAAGAGGCACGAGAGGAGCCACAGGAAGAGUCACAACAGGCUACGACAACCACUGAACAAGUGCCUGCCGAAACUGCACAGCAAGUGACUCCAGAAGUAGCUGCGGUUGAGCCUCAGGGAACCAUUGCAGAGGAUGAUUGGGCUCCUACGCCAAAGAAAGGCAAGAAGAACAAAAAAGACAAAAAGUCAAAGAAGCAAGCCCCUCCUUCCACUACGGUCGACGGAGUUGUGGAGACAUCUUCACAUCCGGUACUCACAGAGACUGUACCUGUAGCUGAGCAGCCUGUUGAAGAGCAGAAAGAUGAACCCACUGAAGUACCCCAGAUAUCGGAACCAGAGGCACCAGAGGGUGAUCAGAUACCAAUCGCAGAAGCUCAGGCAAAACCCGAACCAGCGGUCGAGGCAAAAUCGAUCGACCAGGAGCCCGUCGCUGAGUCUGUUGCAGCGGUUGAGCCAGCAGUUGUUGAGACCGCACGAGCGCCUCCGCCUCGUCCCGCACCAGAGCCAGAGCCUCCUGCAGCUCCCGCAGCUGCUGCAGACCCUGGUCUCUCCAACGCCGAACAUGACACCUGUCAACCAACCCCUGCUGCAUCAGAACAGCCUCCACAUUCGCCUCAUUCUGUGGUCACAACAAUGACAAAAUCCCGAGCUCCGGAGGCGUCACAACUGCGUGAAGCCCCAGCCCCGCGAAAAGCUGCUCGUCAAGUCGUCGAUGGCAGACCGCCAGCCCCUAGCCCACCUGUGGAGAGGGUGCGCACGCGACAUGUGCCUGCUUUCGAUGACGAGGACGACUCCGAUUCGGCGCUUGUCCAGCCUAGACGCUCAAAUCGAAGCGGUGAGGCUUUGGGUUCCUCACGUGACAGUAGUGGGUCCAGAUACCCACCACACGCAGCGCCAGCGCAUCAUCCCCGUGCUAGUGGCUUCGCCUCGCGCGUCCCAGUCGAACACUAUCCAAAUCCUCCACCGCCUCCAUCAGGGUAUCAUCCAAGAUAUGGCUACCCGCCAGGUGCCCCACCCUACUACCCAAACCAACCGGGCUACGGCAUGAGUCAGCCAGGAUAUUCAAAUCCCAAUCCCUACGGCCCCUCUUCUCACAACUCUUCCUCCCCGUAUCAAGAAACUUGGAACCAGUACCCACCAGUGUAUCCCCCCAAUGGCAGUUCACACCAACAUCAUGACACCUCGGGCUCUAGAGACUAUGGCAUGGGCAUGCCUGCUAUAGAGAACGGCUCUCCAUUUGACGGUGAAACAGCUGACAUCUUCUCUCGUAUAUCCCAAGCCAUUCCUGAUCUGCACGCCUCGCUCGCAAGACAAAAGGAAGUGCAUGGUCAGCUCUCGCAGAAGCUAAGAGCCAAAGACGACGAGAUAUACGAGCUGAAGGAGAGGAUCAUCAGCAUCGAAAACAAACAUUCAGCUGAGGCUAAGGAGCAGGUAAAAGAGCUUCGCGAACAGAUUGCCGAGACCCACAAACACAAGAGGGAAGCCGAAGAUACCAAACUUGCGUGGGAAGCUUCGACAAGAUCUUGGGAGACCAAGGUGAACGAGUUGGAAGCCAUGUAUGCAGCCGAGAAAGCACAGACAAGGAAGGAGUUUGAUGAGUGGAAAGCAGCUGCUACUACAAGGCAUGAUGCUGAGAAGAUUGCGCUCGCCAUCCAGUUCGACAAGAAGCUCAAGGAAGCUGACCUGCUUGCCGAAACCCGGAGACAGGAAGAGGUGGAUGCUCUUGCUGCUGAGAAGGAGGAGCUGAGAGCUGAGCACGAGCGACAGCAGCUCGAGCGCGAGGCCAGCUUCGACAGUGAGCGCCAUGAGCUUGAGACAAAGCUCAGCGCUGCUCAGAGGGACCACGAAGAGGCCCGGGAGAGCUGGCUGGCCGAGCGCGAGAACCUCAUCAGAAGCCAUCAGGAGCAUAGCGACAGCCUUCAAAGUGGCUGGAGCGAAGAACGCGAGGCAUUGGACGCUCAGUACCAGCAGGCCAAGGAAGAGUCCGACAAGGCUUGGGCCGAGCUUCACAGCGAUGCAAACAGAAGAGCUGAUGAGUUGGCCCGUGAAAGGGACGACCUGCUCAGGAAGUAUGACGAGCUGAAGGCAGAGAGCCAGAAAGAGAAGGAGAUCAUCAAGAGCGUUGCUUCGAACCUCGAGUCCGAAAAGGCCAGGCUAGAGAAGAUGAUGGAGUGCUAUGGUGACAUUGCAGAGAUCAAAAGCAAGGGCGACACAUACUAG
This is a messenger RNA of Ascochyta rabiei, 3012 nucleotides long. RefSeq lists its product as uncharacterized. Bases 1 to 3012 code for a protein of 1003 amino acids. The transcript has 2 exons. The record is from RefSeq and is a predicted model, not a curated record. NCBI's taxonomy places the organism in Eukaryota, Fungi, Ascomycota, Dothideomycetes, Pleosporales, Didymellaceae.